Morus notabilis is the source of this 2127-nucleotide messenger RNA. Its product is annotated as DExH-box ATP-dependent RNA helicase DExH16, mitochondrial. The transcript is spliced from 16 exons. Gene Ontology annotation, molecular function: RNA helicase activity; ATP binding; hydrolase activity, acting on acid anhydrides. Gene Ontology annotation, biological process: mitochondrial RNA 3'-end processing; RNA catabolic process. Lineage: Eukaryota; Viridiplantae; Streptophyta; Magnoliopsida; Rosales; Moraceae. The record is from RefSeq and is a predicted model, not a curated record. Gene Ontology annotation, cellular component: mitochondrial degradosome. The coding region runs from base 139 to 1902 and encodes 587 amino acids.
UAUUGUUCGGCUAUUUUCAUUCCUGUAACUAACAAACUUAUGGUUUACUUUCCUUAUUACGCCGAAAUUAGGGAGCCAAACGUUUCGAAUAUAUCUAUAUAUGCGUGUAUAUAAAAAUAUAUACAUACAUAUAUAUAUAUGUAUGAUUUUGCGUUUUCCCAAGUAAUGGCAUCUUCGUUACUCCGCCGAAAAGUUUCGAGCUUGGGAGUGUCUGGCCUCCACGGUAUUGCAAAACCUUUUUCUGUGCGUUCGGAGUCGGAAAAUGUAGCUGUAGUUAGUGUUUCAAAUGUGAUAAGGCAGUUUAGUCGCUCCAAGCAUUAUAGGAAUGUUGAUUUUACGACGAGCUCCAGUAAUUCUUCAAAGUUCGACUGUUUAGACCUGACUCAUCCUCAUACUUGGUACCCAAAUGCUCGAAGGAAGGAGCGCAAGAUUUUCUUGCACAUGGGUCCAACAAAUAGUGGCAAGACUCACCAUGCUCUGAAGAGACUUGAGUCAAGUGCUUCUGGAAUGUAUUGUGCUCCUUUGAGAUUGUUGGCUUGGGAGGUGGCUAAACGAUUGAACAAGGCAAAAGUUCCUUGUGAUCUACUUACUGGACAGGAGAGAGAGGAGAUUGAGGGUGCAAAACACAAGGCUGUGACAGUUGAGAUGGCUGAUGUGACCUCUGAUUAUGAGUGUGCGGUUAUUGAUGAGAUUCAGAUGUUGGGCUGUAGAACAAGGGGAUGUUCUUUUACACGUGCUCUAUUAGGAAUAUCUGCUGAUGAAAUUCACCUUUGUGGGGAUGCAGCUGCUGUUCCAUUGAUUCAGGAUAUACUCAGUGUCACUGGUGAUCAUUUAGAGGUUCAAUGCUAUGAGAGACUUUCGCCAUUGGUUCCACUGAAGGUUCCUCUUGGAUCCUUUAAAAACAUUAGAACAGGCGACUGCAUUGUGUCCUUUUCACGUAGGAAAAUAUAUGAAUUGAAGAGACAAAUUGAAAAUGGAAGGAAACAUCUUUGUUCCGUAGUUUAUGGCUCCCUUCCUCCGGAAACUCGGACAAGACAGGCGACAAGGUUCAACGAUGAAAGCAGUGAGUUUGAUGUUCUUGUGGCUAGUGAUGCCAUUGGGAUGGGACUUAACCUGAAUAUCUCAAGGAUAAUAUUUUCAACAAUGACGAAAUUUGAUGGUAUAGAGGAGCGGGAGCUCACUGUAUCAGAGAUCAAGCAAAUUGCAGGCAGAGCUGGCAGGUACGGAUCAAAAUUUCCUGUCGGUGAAGUAACUUGUAUGGAUGGCCACUAUCUACCUUUGCUUCAUACAUCAUUGAAAGCUUCAUCCCCAACUUUAGAGAGAGCUGGGUUGUUUCCUACGUUUGAGCUUAUGCAUAUGUAUUCACUCUUACACUCCAAAAGAGGCUUUUAUGAGAUUCUGGAACAUUUUGUAGAGAACGCCAAACUAUCUGCAAGUUAUUUCAUUUCUGAUUCUGAAGAAAUGAUGAAAGUUGCUGCUGUUAUUGAUCAGCUACCUCUUAGUUUGCAGGACAAAUACCUUUUCAUUAACAGCCCAGUUGACAUGGAUGAUGCAAUUUCAGCUCAGGGUCUUACACAGUUUGCGGAAAAUUAUGCAAAACGGGGCAUUGUUCGGCUUCGAGAAAUAUUCAUACCAGGGAUGCUUGAGGUUCCAAAGUCGCAUACUGAACUCAAGGAACUUGAAUCCAUUCACAAGGUGUUGGAUCUCUAUGUUUGGUUGAGUUUCCGAUGGGAGAGCUCAUUCCCAGACCGCGAGGUGGCUUCAACACAAAAAAACAUCUGCAGCUCGCUGAUUGAGGAGUUCCUUGAAAGAUUUGGAUGGGAGAAGCCAAAGUUCACCAUACAAACAUUACCGUCUCUAUCCGAAAGGAUAAGACGUUUGAGGCAACGUUCAAGACCAUAAAAUUGCUCUUCUUUCUCAUUAUCCCAAAGGCUAGAUGACAUUAUCGAGGCUAGAUUUUGGUUUCAUCAUUCUUAUAGAUUCGUUCAUACAAUGUACAGAGUAUUGUUAGUAGGGGCUCUAAAAGUUGGUGCUCCCAGUUAAUCAUUUAUAGCUCUCACUAUGCUGAUGUAUCUUUUGCUGAAACCAUACGUAGAUUGUAUUUUUUUCACCAAUUGAGAAAAUAAA